Molecule: messenger RNA, 1589 nt
Organism: Alosa sapidissima (American shad)
Lineage: Eukaryota; Metazoa; Chordata; Actinopteri; Clupeiformes; Clupeidae
Product: cation channel sperm-associated protein 2-like
Exons: 13
Coding region: 148-1560 (470 amino acids)
Biological process (GO): monoatomic ion transport; transmembrane transport; flagellated sperm motility
Cellular component (GO): membrane; CatSper complex
Molecular function (GO): calcium-activated cation channel activity
Source: RefSeq, a predicted model, not a curated record
CCCCACGUCACAACCAGAACGUAGCUGUACAAGCAACAAUGCCAUUCCAAGACAGUGUUCCAUUCCAAAGAAAAACGUCUCUCUCUUCAGUGAAGAGACCAGUGAAUAAAAAUCUGUCUUCAGUGGUGACAGUGGUGUCCUGCAGACAUGGGGACAGAGCAGGAGAGAUGCGUCCGCAGAGCGGAAAUAGUGCGAUCCAAACUCAUCCAGUCCUUCUAUUUGAUUGACCAACUUCAGGAGGGUCAGCGGGGUUCUCCGAAGUAUUCUAUCAGGGAUGUAUUUGACUCUCAGACCUUGCGGGGAAAAGACUCCCACCAGUUAGUGCGCUUUGAGAUAUCUCAGGGGGACCACAUCAUCUCUAUGGAGGACCGCAGGCGAAGUCGCCUUAGGAAUUGCCACAGACGUUUCCCACCUCUCAACAUGUUCUCUCACUGGGUCAUCGAAAGUCAUCUGUUUUCAAAUAUUAUUGUUGCACUCAUUAUUUUCAACACUAUUGUAUUAGAAAUUCAAGCAGAGAUAUUUGACAACAUGGACCCAAAGCUGGAGCUUCUGAGGUUAAUCUUGGAUAUGAUGGACUGGAGUAUUUUAGCUAUUUUCUUCCUGGAGAUGCUGCUGAAAUGGUUGGACAAUUUCAGGCACUUUUGGAAGAGUACUUGGAACAUCUUUGAUUUUGUAGUCACAUUCUUGUCUGUCGUCCCACAAAUCAUCCGAGCCGUCGGAGGAGCAAACACAAGUCACAUCCAGGUGGUGGAGUAUCUGCGGAAGCUCCGCAUCCUAAGAGCUCUAAAGAUGGUGUCCAAAUUUCGUCAGAUUCGGCUUAUUGUGUUAACAGUCUCCAAAGCGUUUAAGGCUAUGUCUUUCAUCUUUCUACUUCUGCUGGUAUUUGCUUACAUUUUUGCUGUGGUUGGAGUCAUCCUGUUCCAGGCUUACACGCGUUCUGAUGUCUCGGGUCUAACAUACCAUGACAGUUUCAAGGACAUUAUGAAUUCUUUCAUCACACUUUUCAUCCUCUUUACCCUGGAUCACUGGUAUGCAAUUCUGGCCGACACGAGGAAGGUUCCGGAGAUGGACCCAAACAUCUGUGGAGUUUACAUCAUUCUGUGGCUCAUUAUUGGGGCUGUUAUAUUUCGCAACAUUUUUGUUGGGAUUCUAGUGAAUAAUUUCCAGUCAAUAAGACAAGACUUGUCACGAGAAGUCCAGCAAAUUGAGAAUCAACAAAAGGCUGACCACUUCAAAGCAGAGUUCAUUAACAGGAGAAAAAGUCAUUUGAUGCUUCCACAAUUACCACAAAUAGCACAGGAGUUGGAGGAGACCCCAAUAGACCCAACAGAGAUUUCAAAUAUGAAUGUGUAUAGUACAAAGGACAAGGACUGGGAGACCUACGUGGAGGAGAACGUGACGGUGAUGCAGAACCAGGAGAUGGAUGAGCAGGUCUUCUGGCCCAGGGAUUCCCUCUUCAAAUACUUUGAGCUCCUGGAGCUGCUACAGCUCAACCUGGACAACAGAAAGCGUCUGCAGGGUUUGGCAGCUCAAGCAUUGCUCAAUCUGCAUGACUCCUAAACGAAGAGAAUAAAGCACAUUUCAUCUCA